CAACCAUGUAGGUAUGUUUUUAGUAGGACCCCGUACGUGGCCGUUUCAUGAAACGCUCCCCCCAUGGACGAGGUUGACGAGGAUGAGGUCCGGCGACAGGUUGCGGUCGCGCUCUACCGCCAUGAGAAAGGCCGCGCACUUGCUCUCAAGAAGCAGCGCGAUAUUCGGCGGGCGGUGGCGCUGCAGACCGCCAAGCAUCGUCGGCGCGAGGCUGCUUGCUGCUCCGAGAUGGCAGCCGAGGACGCAGCCUCCCGCGCUGCCCAAGCCUACUAUUUUGGCCUCCUCCGCGCCGAAGCCGAGAAGCGCAAGUACGACGAGGAGCAAAAGGUCCUGCAGCUCGUAUCAGCGACGCGGAAAACAGCCAAGUCGGCCGGCGCGGUCUUGAGCACGCCAGGCGCCCGCGGCCUCGAGCGUUUGGAGGUCUUGCGCCAGCGCACGGCGACGAUUGAGCGCGACGCCGAGCUCCGACGCACCAUGCGCCCACCAGGGCUGCACCUCGAGGCCCUUCGCGUCCGAACGCUUUUGGCGGCGCACGGCACGGAGCACGCGAUCGAGUGCUUGGAGCGAGCCAUUCACGAGCAGCUUUGGCCCGAGAUGCUGCAUUUGCUAUCGACGACGCCGACACUCGCGGCCGAUUUUGAGACGUCGACGGGCUACACGCCGCUCGUCAUGGCACUCUGCCACUGCAAGCCCAGCAUUGCGCGGACGCUCUUGACCAAGCAUAGCGCGUCCCCGCACCGCGAAACCAAAGACGGCAAGACACCGCUGCUCGCUGCCAUCUGGGGCAACGACGUCGACGGUCUCCGGCUCCUCGUACAGGACUUUGGCGCGAACGUCCGCGCCGAGUCGACGCACUACGUGACGCCACUCCUCUUUGCGAUUGAGAAAGGUCGGCUUGCGUGCGUCCAGCAGCUACUCGCGUUCGGCGCCGAUCCGAACGACGCCAAUGUCGAGGGGAUCACGCCUUUGAUCGCAGCGACAAUGGCGCAGCAGAUCGACGCCAUCGAGGUGCUUUUAGCCGCCGGUGCGCGCUGGGAGAUCCGCGGCAAAGAUGACCGAACGGCGCUCGAGUGGGCGAUUCGGUGUCAGUUUCACGCCUUCCACGACCGGCUCGAGCUGCUGCGCUUCCGCCCGCCCACGCAAAGCACCGAUCGCGACGGAGCGCGGCGGCUGCGCGAGCGACGCGCCGACACCGCCAUUGCCAACAGAGACGUCGAAGGCCUAAUGGGCAUGGUGCGGCGCGGUGAGGUGAGUCCCAACUUUGAGGGACACGCGCAUUGCACGCCAAUGAUUGCCGUCUGUGAAAUGGGCACAUUAGCGCAGCUCCAGUCGCUCUUGGCCCUCGGCGGUCUUGCCAACCAGCCGAAUCAGCUCGGUCAAACCCCGCUGUUGGCAGCGUGCGAGCGCGGGCACAGCGAUAUGCUCAUCUGCCUCGUCAACGUCGGCGCCACCUUUGCUUACUGCGACUUUCGCGGUCACGAUGCAUUCACACAUCUCAAGGAAUUUCCCGACUUGGUGAGCCAAUGGACGCCAUACCGCCGGCAGUUUACGUCCGCACUCACACUGGGCACACCAAGUCGCCUCGCCACCUCGUCGGUGCCGCACCCAUUUGGCAUGCGCACCGAGCUCCGUCCCGAGUCGGCCGGCAUUCGAGUGGCGACGCCACAGCUGCAAUCACCGCCCGAGGACCCGGACGAGCUCGAUGCAAAUACGCAGCACAAGUGGCAGCUGCAGCAAUCGGGCUUGCGCCAGCGACCCGGGAAGCGCCGCGUCUUUGAAGAGGAGCGACACAAGGUGCUUAAAGCGCGGCAAGCUCCACGCCGGAAUGCCCUUGCCGUGGUCCAGCCCGACCCGGAAUCCUUCAUUGCCCGGCCUCUUUGCGGCAACUGCGUCUUGGUCCGCGCCACGGCCUACUGCCAAGAGUGUAUGCUCGCAUACUGCGACAAGUGCGUGAUGGAGCGCCACAUUGACGCGGACAUGCGUCACCACAGCACCGGGCCCAUUACGCUGGAGGACAUUUGCCGCAUCAAACCGCCCAAGCCGUCGGAUCCGCCCGAAGCGCAGCCGCUGUCCAAGAGCGUCAACCAGUCGCUGGACGCCAUCGCUGCGCUGCGGACACUAUUAAGCGCGUCGUGCGAGCCGUCGAGAGCAAUGACACCGGACAUGGACCCGGAGAUCAAACUGCGGCUGCUGCGCGACCGGCGCGAGGAUGAGCGGCGGCGACGCGAAGCCCACUUGGCGUUGAACGUACCGCAGGUCGCGGCUUCCACCGCUGCCGCGCAAGGCUCGUCGCUGUUUAGCAAGCCGAGCGAGGUGCGGCUCGCACGCAACUUUGCGCAACAGGGCAAAUUUGCGAAAGCCGAGGCCGUCCUCCUCGACGCGUUCAACAUGCAAGUCGCUUCGUUUGGCGCGACGCACCCGCUCGUGGGCAAGACGCUGUAUGAAAUGGGCGUCGUCUACAACGCCAAAGGCGAGAUGCGCGAGAGCAGCGCCAAGCUACUGGAAUCGAUAGCGUGCUUUGAGCAGCACCUUCCGCUGGACCACCAUGAUAUUCUCCAGUCGACAACUGCGCUCUUGGAGUGCUGGAGUAACGGACGCGAGUGGGGCCUCUGCACAGCGUUUGCCAAAGGGCUGAGUAUUCAGCGACGCGACGCGCUUGGGCCCAAGCACCCACUUACGCUCGAGGCCAUCGCGCUUCGCGCGAGCUACUGUGCGCAGUGGGAGCUGCAACUCAUGUUCCGCGAAGAUGCCCGGGGCCAGCGGCUUCUCGACAUUGCCACCAACAGCGCGUCGUACGUCGACGCUGCGCAAGGACGGUGGGCUAUCGACGCGACGCAUGACAGUACCUUUGCUUGCGUAGGCGCCACUCGCAGUACUUGGCGCUGCUUACGAGCCCCAAAACAGAGAAUGUUGAGCGCUUCGUUCGCUACGCCGACACGACGCACUACGCCGUGUACAUUGAAUUUUGGCUCGCCGUCCACGGCUUCCAUGUCGCGUGCGACGCGAAAGCGCCAGGAUUCCAGCCAUAUAUUGCCGCGCGGGACCUCUUUAAGGCCUUCUUGAAGACGCAGCGCAUCAAGUGCACCACGGCGACGCUGCGCAACGAGAUCCGCCAGUGUCUUCGCGGCGAGACGAAGGAGACCAGGCCGAUCCGCGACAUCUUCAACAGCGUCGUCGACCUCGUGUUUCAAACGACGUGGAAGAGCGUCUACCUCCCGUACCUCGAGACGUCCGACGGCAUGGCGUGGCAUGAGGCUGAGCACAAGGCAGCCAUCGACGAGUACAAUGAUCUCGUCACCUCGGGCUUGCUCGAGCCACGCACGAGCGACCCAAGCCCACUCGGAUAGCUGUCCACGUUGCAUUUAAGUAAUUUAAAGCCGUGCAUUACAGCCCUUUAGUUAGUCGAAA
Messenger RNA from Saprolegnia diclina VS20, 3408 nucleotides. RefSeq lists its product as hypothetical. NCBI's taxonomy places the organism in Eukaryota, Oomycota, Saprolegniomycetes, Saprolegniales, Saprolegniaceae. The coding region runs from base 64 to 3063 and encodes 999 amino acids. The record is from RefSeq and is a predicted model, not a curated record. The transcript has 8 exons. Gene Ontology annotation, biological process: neuronal action potential; negative regulation of delayed rectifier potassium channel activity. Gene Ontology annotation, cellular component: membrane; axon initial segment; synapse. Gene Ontology annotation, molecular function: transmembrane transporter binding; zinc ion binding.